UUUCCAGAUCGCCUCGUCUCUCACCAAGGAGCUGUGUGCCCUGGUGUUUGGGGUCAACACCUUCCUGGCGACCAUUCUGAAGACCAUCAUCACCCUCAUCGUCUCAGACAAGAAGGGCCUGGGACUAGACGUGCACUCCCAGUUCCUGAUCUACUUCUUCUACUUUGCCUUGCUGACGGUCAUCUACCUGGGCUGUGCUGUCUGGGUCAUCAUUCGCCACUACAGGAACCAAUCGGCGGGAGGGGGGGGGGCACAGACCAGUCCACGCCCACUGAGCUAUGUUCCGCUUAUCUCUUGA
Molecule: messenger RNA, 298 nt
Organism: Coregonus clupeaformis (lake whitefish)
Lineage: Eukaryota; Metazoa; Chordata; Actinopteri; Salmoniformes; Salmonidae
Product: reduced folate transporter-like
Exons: 3
Biological process (GO): folate transmembrane transport
Cellular component (GO): basolateral plasma membrane; apical plasma membrane; plasma membrane
Molecular function (GO): folate:monoatomic anion antiporter activity; folic acid binding
Source: RefSeq, a predicted model, not a curated record